ACAUGGCUCCUCUCCUGGUCCACCAGCUGUACUUCCUGCUGACGGGCCUGCUGGCCUGUCAGUGUCCUGCAGUCAGUGGGCUGUUUGAGUGGCUGAAGGCGCCAUCAGAAGCUCCAGCAGCAGCAGCAGCAACACCUCGUCCACCUGCAGCGGAGGACCCGGCACUUCUCGCCAAAGACGCUCAGUUUGAGAUGACUACUGUAGAUGAGAAAUUUUUGGCCGAGGCGAAACAUCUGGAGCUCAGCCCGUUAGACAGCUGUCACUACAAGGUGGUCGCCCGGUUGAGGGCGAGCUGUGAAAAACUCCCAGAGGAGCAGCUUGCGAAGCUCGGAGUCUUACUGUUUAACUGCCAGGCAGAGACGGAGGGACGCCGGACCUACCCAUGUACAGAGGAAAUGACUAUUAAAGAGUGUACAGCUGACAUGGAUUCAGACACGUGGAAUGCUUACCACAUAGUGAGCAACAGAGCACGCUCCGUUUGCUACUCGACUCGCCAGCUGCUGUUCAGACGCAGAGCAGAGCACACUGUCAACGCACUCAUCUCCACAGCAACAAGCCAGCUAGAUGCAAUGAAGGACCUUAAGGAGGGCCAGCUGGAGCUGAAGGAGCUGACUACAGCCUCUCUUAAUAAGGUGCUGGACGGUCACAGUGCUCUACAGUCCCAACAGGAGAAACUGUAUGAGGGCCAGGGACACAUGGAGACCUCACUGAGGGACAACCUGGAGCGUCUGGGCCAGGAAAAAGCCCUCAUCGCUUCCGGACAGGAGCUGGUAGCUCAGCUCAUUCAGGGCAUCACAAAGAGAAUGGAGAAUGUGAGUGAGCGUCUGCAGAUCCAGGGCUCGGAGGUUCAGGACAGCCACAAGGCCAUUGUUAAAGACCUGGCAGAUGUCAGACACCAAGCUCAGGACAUCCACCAUAAGAUUGACCACAGUAUGUGGGAAUUCCUGCAGUACCAGGACCAGACCUCUCAGUAUUACACCGACCUGAUGAACAAGCUGGAGCGCAUGAACAGCACGCUGGGAGCCACGCUGCACUACCUGGACAACAUGCAGAGCCGCAUCGAGGACCGGCUGCACAUGAUCCAGGGAUACCUGGGCUGGGCAGGUCUGAGCCUGACAGCCAUGUGGACAUGCAUUGCACACACAGGCUACUUCGUCCUGUGUGCGGUUCUGCUGACGUUCCUGCGUUGUCCUGGCUUCAGUCGAGCCGUGCUGCUGCUUGCUGUGCCCCUGAAUGCAGUGGCAGAAGUCAACCAGCAGCCGGCGCUGGACCUCCCCGGCCUCAGCCUGCUGCUCCUCCUUCUCUCUCUGGGUCACUGGUUUGUGAGUAAGUUGUGGGCGUGUUUCCACAUGACAGGAAAGCCAGCGGCCCCCCUGCCACUGGCCCCAUGUGACAUUGUGGAGCCGCUGAAGCAGCCAGUUUCAUCCUGUCACUCAUAUCCAUCGUCCUCUACACCAGAGAAAGAUGAAACUGACGCCUUCAUGGAGCGAGACGACCUGCUGAAUCAGGACAGCUUCUUAUCAGGUAACUUGGGCAUAUCAUUAGUGUCUCCUGCUCACAGGAAGCCACCGCCAGAGUCCAGGUUUGUGCCGAUUAUCGGCACACCGAGUCACUCCACGCCCAGGCUUCUACCACGGCCGGUUCUUUCUGCGGCUCUGAUUGAUGACAUCCCCCCAAGGAACCUGGGAGGUGUUUUUGAUGCAGUGAACGACUCGCGCGAUUUUGCAAACGACUCACGGAGUGCGAGCCCCACCCCGUCAGUUUACAGCAACAGCUCUCUGUCUGGCCGCCUGCUGUGCAACGGUAUCACAAAAACAGGGAAGGCCUGUAAGAAGAGAGCCGUGCUGGGCCAGGAGUUCUGCAGAGUCCACGAAGGAGGACAAACCUCCUAUGUUACUAAAUGAGCUCUACACUUUUUAAAACUACAGAUGUUUUAACUAUAUUUUUAUCGUCAUGUUUUAACUGUUUAUAUUCAUGUUGAUGCAUUAUCUCUUUACCUAUGAAUUUGUCUGUAUGUGAAUUCUUACACAGCCUUUUUUCGUUGCUAGAGGGCCUUCUCUUCAAAAAAACUGUUACCAACUGUUACUUUGUCUUUCUGCUGUUUUUUUUAAGUUAAUAAAUUAUUUCUUUACCUAUGA
Molecule: messenger RNA, 2138 nt
Organism: Centropristis striata (black sea bass)
Lineage: Eukaryota; Metazoa; Chordata; Actinopteri; Perciformes; Serranidae
Gene: bmb
Product: brambleberry
Exons: 12
Coding region: 3-1904 (633 amino acids)
Source: RefSeq, a predicted model, not a curated record